ACAUAAAAAAUAGUCCAGUCGAAUAUAAUAUUCCGCGUUCGUAGAAUAAUACUUUUCCCAUCAUGUAACACCAUUUACGUCAGAUAAAACAUCAUAGAUAUGAUUAUAAGAUCAUAAGACUGCUAUGUAAAUUAAUCAAUAUAAAUUUGUAGACUUUUUUCAACACAGUUUAGAAGAAUUAUUUUUCUUGUCAAGGGUUCAGAAAAAGGUGCUCUUCGCCCCACUGAUCAAUUUUUGGAGAAAAUAUUGUCUCUAAUAUUUGUGCUAUUUGCACUUUUUGUGGAGGUGAACCAUGGCUAGUAUUGGCAUGACCCGUGAUCUGUUUCUUUGGUGGAUGUCUGGAAUAUAUUUAUGCGCAUUUGCAUCUUUGUAUAUACAAAUACCAGGCCUUUACGGAGACAAUGGGAUCUUGCCAGCAAAGCUUGUCGUCAGAGAUAAAGCAAAAGAUGUGAAUGAUUUCUUCAAAGGGAGCCCAACCCUGCUGAGUCUUACUCCCUACUUAGGUCUGACCACACAGCAGGGUAUGGAGUUCCUGACAUUUGGGGGCAUCCUCGUUUCUUUCCUGAUGUUCAUCUCCAAACCUCAGAGAAGUUGCGCAGGAUUCUUCCUGCUUUGGGCACUCUAUUUCUCAGUUUAUCAGGUUGGGCAGACUUUCCUCUGGUUCCAAUGGGACAUAUUACUUCUUGAAGCUGGCUUCCUUACAGCAUUGCUAGCCCCUAUCAAUAUAAAGCUGUUCCGGUGGAGUGUAAUUGGUUAUAACCAACAUGAUCAUGUGACGCUGUGGCUCGUCAAGUGGCUUCUCUUCAGGCUCAUGUUCGCAUCUGGUGUCGUCAAACUCACGUCACAUUGUCCAACAUGGUGGGGACUAACAGCUCUCACUUAUCACUAUGAGACUCAGUGUAUUCCAACUCCAGCAGCUUGGUACCUUCAUCAGUUACCCGAGUGGUUUCAGAAGUUCAGUGUGGUGGCAACAUACGUCAUAGAGAUACCCAUCCCAUUCUUGUUCUUCGCUCCAGUCAGAGCUCUAAGGCUAUUUAGCUUUUAUUCACAGGUCCUCUUGCAAGUUAUGAUCAUCCUCACUGGCAACUACAAUUUCUUCAACCUGUUGACCAUAGCCCUGUGUAUCUCACUAUUGGAUGACAAACAUAUAGGAUACUCUUACUACAGUGGAAAACAAGGUCUUGAUGCUGUCCCUAUACUUGGUGCUAUUACUCGUAGAUUGCGCCUCAUUUUGGGCCUUGCCGCUAUUGGUGGUCUCGCGUAUGGCACCCAGUAUUACUUCUCACUGGAAUUAAAAAAUGAUUACACACUCGGUUCUAAAGUCAAUUUCACGAAGGGAGAGUUCAGAACAUUUAUGGAGAAGAGUGUUCCCAUUGCAAUGUACAUGGGAGCUGUUUCAUUAGCCUGGGAGAUACUAUGUGCCUUGGGAAGGAGUGUAACACAGGAAAAGGGGCUGUUCAACAGGUUAUGGGCAACAAGUGGGACUGUUGUGUUCAGCUGUGCUGCAGCAGCAAUGUUUUCAAUAAGUUUGGUGACUCUGACUGUACUGGACAAGGGCAGUGAGGAAAUGCUGCCCCCUGUUGUCUAUCAGCUGCAUGAGAGAACGCAUAAAUUUCACUUAACCAGUUCCUAUGGUCUGUUUCGAAGGAUGACUGGUGUAGGUGGCAGACCUGAAGUGAUCCUAGAAGGAAGCAAUAGUGAGGAGGGACCCUGGAGGGAGUAUUACUUCCAUUAUAAACCUGGCAAUGUCUACUCAAGGCCUCCAAUAGUUGCUCCUCAUCAACCCCGUCUUGACUGGCAGAUGUGGUUUGCAGCUCUAGGAACCACACAACACAACCCAUGGUUUGUGAAUCUCGUAUACAGAUUGCUCACUAAUCAGCGUGAAGUGGUAUCCCUACUGCAGACCAAUCCAUUUCCACACCAUCCACCAAAGUUCAUAAAGGCACAUCUCCACCACUAUCACUUUACCAGCACAGAUGAGGACAGCCCAAGGUACUCAAGAACUGCCUGGUGGAAAAGGGAGAAACAAGAUGAAUACCUUCCAAUUGUAUCAAAGACCAACCCAUUACUGCAGCAACAUUUAAAGCAUUUCAAAAUUAUUGAGAAUAAAUCAAAGGAACAGUCUUCCACAUCAUUGCUCACAAAAAUACUAAAAUAUCUACGCAACUUGACGGCAAACAUAAACCAUGCAAUGUUUGUCUGGACAGUCAUCAUGACAGGACUAGUGCUGGCAUUUUUCGACCUCUACAUCUAGACCAGGAAAUCACUGUUGCAUAAUUUGAAAUGGAUACCCCUGAGUGAUGUUUUGCGCUUGGAAUUUAUGGAUGGAUACCAUAUCUCAACAUAGAAUUUAGAUAUUCCUGCUAUGAUAUUUUUUGUAUGCAUUCCUAUGCUUAAAAUAUGCUUGCAUUUAACAUGAAUUCCACUCAGUGUCAAUGACAGCAUUAUGUCGAUCAAAUAGUUAAAGUGGGCCUUGUAGGACAACUUUUGAUUGCUUUGUGCAUGAUUUCAAUCUGCAAGGCAACAUGCACACAAGUGGUGACAUAUUGUUAUAGUUUACAACUUUUUGUGACGGCAGUCAGUGCUGGGAAUCUGUAACAAAUGGCAGGUGAUGACACUGCCUUGUUCAUGAUUUUUCCAUAGCUACAGCCAAAAUUGUUGACAAUUUACA
Messenger RNA from Owenia fusiformis, 2671 nucleotides. Lineage: Eukaryota; Metazoa; Annelida; Polychaeta; Sabellida; Oweniidae. The record is from the annotation of a GenBank genome assembly.